CUCGUGUCAUCUCGUUGGGACGGUCAUAUGACUCGACCGCAUGUGACUUUAUUUACCGUUGGGCUACGACGAGAGGAAGAUGUAUGGUGCAGUCUCGCGAGCACUCGUCAUUGAGAUGCCAGCCUGCGGUUCGGUGCGCUCUGACCGACUAGGCACUCGCAGCGAAUCGCGAGCUCUAUGAUGCCUUUGCUCAACAAACUCCUCGCCCCGAGAAACGAGCGCAAGCGGUCCGACCACGCUCGCGCCUCGACGAGCGAGCCUUCCAAUGCCAACGAAGGGAAUGCGUUUAAUUUUGGAGCCGAUCAAAUAAGAGUCCUUCUGUUUCGAGAGUGCGAGUGGAGAGGCAGAAAACUGCUGUUCGAUUCAAUUGCGGUUAAGAGAUCGUGCACUAAUUCUCAGUGCAAUUUAAUUAAGAGUGAUGCCGAGGCUAAAAGCGAUACUCACCAAGAGAUCGUCGAUGGGUUCAUAUACGAGCAUGAGAAAAUUGCCUGCGGUGACGUAAGUCUUCUUGGUGAAAUGGUAUUCGGUAGUGUAGCCAUGACAUACAAAGGACCAUCUUUUAAGGUUCAUGCAAUCGAUUCUCCUCCGUGUAUUAUGUGCACCAAAGUUUUUCCCUCUCCAGAUUACAAUAUAUGUAAGCAAAGUGAGAGACAUUCAGAUGAGACCUUGGGACCUUCUGUGAAUACCGAGUCCAAUUCCAGUAGUGGCAGUGUGCGUACUUUCUCGCGUCCAAGUUCUGGAAAUUUGUCGAGCAGUGGACCAAGUCCCCAACUCAGGAAGAACUCUACGUGCUCAAGUACUUGCAGUAGUUGGGACAUAGACGUACCCUCACCGCAUGACAGCUCGCAAUCUCUAGAAAGUGCCAACUUGUCUGGAGUAGGUAGCUUGUCCAGUCUGCGCAGGAGAUGGUGGAGAGCAGUCUCUACUUCUUUGAGCCGUUCCGAGUCGGAUGACAUUUUUGGGGCUCACUGUGGUGAAUUCAAUGGCGACAGUCAUGACAGCCAAUCCAGACGACAAAAAACCAGACUAGGCCUUGCGAUGCUGGUGCAGCUUACUAGGGGCCAAGAGAGAAAAAUGGAGGCACAGUUGCUGGAGCACGCAGCCAUGCUCGAAGGGACCCUUGAUCGAAUACAUUGCAGUUGCUUCGAGUCAAGCAGGGAUCGAUCGCAGGGCAAAGGAAAAGGUCUUGUGUCAAGAAUGUACAGAGCCUCGGCUCGAUGCACGAUCUGGCUGGUGCAACUUUUGGUGGACCCUGGAAGUCUGUCGGCACCUUCGAUCUGGCACGAGGUGUUACUCAAUUCCACGGUCUCGAUGGAAAUGAGAGUCGACGUGCUGUACCGCAGCCUCCAUCAAAUGUGUCAGCUGCUCGACGACGCUGACACGAAGUCCACCAACUUUUUCCUGAGCACCGUUGUGACAGCUGUACUUACAUACCACCUUGGCUGGGUGCAAACUGUUUUGCCUUCGCAAGCUCGACAGCUGGCAGAAAGAUUAGGGAAGACGUAUCCAUGUAAUCCAUUGUGGGCUCAGCUGACUGACUUGUAUGGAGCAUUGGGAACUCCUCUGAGACUCGUUCACACUGUGGUUGCUGGUGAUUCCGAAAAGACGGAGUUGAUGAAUGCGGUGUUAGCCUUUCUGUCAUACUUUAUACGCAGUGGAAUAGUGGAGAGACGUAGAGAAUAUCGUUGCCCUUCCCAGCAAGAUGUCCAAGAAGCCAUCGUUCUCCUGGAACAGGUUAAAAAAAAGCAUCCAGCUCUGCUGGACCGGAAUAAGGCCACUGGUGUAUCCGGUGAUUCAAAAAAUUUACUCGAGUUAGAUUCGAACAGUCUUAUGGUGCAAAGGAAGUCUUCAAAACGCAGAAUGGAAAUUGGUAACAGCAAAGAUAGUGCGUCGUCACAAAAUGAACCUGUCAUAACGAUCGACACGAAACUGUCUAAGCUGAAGAGAAGCUCUACGAUGUUGAACAGCCUUGACAAUUGUGCAACAGACUCGACGAAGACCACCUUUGAAGCUCCAAGUUUAAAAAAGGAAUUUCAAGAUGAAAGGGAAUUGGAGAAGAAUAUUCCUUCCAAGGAUUCUGAUGAAGACUGCGCUACCAGUAAGGUUAAAAUAAUCGUCAAUGAAAUUGCUCCUCAUGAUCUCAUCACGGAAAAGGAAUACCUGCAGACGAGUUCCCCAUUGCAAGACUUGGAGAAGAAGUUUGAAGUCGAAUCAGAGGAACGAUACAUGGGAGAGAAAAUUGCUUCGCUGCACAGGCAUCAGAAAAACGGUUCCAUAGAUGUGCAGAAACUGUAUUCCAGUGACAUUGAGGACGAAGAGUGCUCCUUUCUGCCUAGCGAUCCUACAAGUGCCAGUAAACAGUCUCAAGUCUAUUUUACACUUGGCAACGAAGAAAGGUUCUCCAAGGCAGGACAAAAGCCCGAGUUCAGCAAUACUUGUCAAUGUUCAUUUGCUUUCGUCGGAGCGCCUAGUACGUCAGCCCAAUUAUUGGAAGAUGUACUGCGGAAGAUCAUCCAAAGAAACUUCCCUCAGUCCUCGAAGAGCAUCCAGUCUCCUCCUGGCACUUCGGCUAAGGAUCGUCCAAUGGGAUUCUGUUUAAAGUGCAAUGGGAAUGGUUACUCGGUGCCACUUUGCUACGAAAAUGGCAAACACCUCCUGGAGACUCCGACGAAUGCCACAGAAGUGUUGCGAACCUGUGGCAACACGGUUGGCAGUCGGAGUGGUGGGCGAAUCAAUAGGUCGAACAGCUUGGAGGCUCUGAUGGAAGCCAAUGGUGUCGUGGAACUGCCAAUGCCUAGGUCUAAAAAAGUCACAAAGAAGGAGAUAGAUCGAGUGGGUUUCGCCGAUACCCUACUGCAUAGAAAAGUAUCAAACUCAAGCGAGAAGAGUCUUGCCCCUGAAGCUUGCGACUCCGGCUACUCUUGGGGUCUGGUUGUGCAGGGUCUGGUUAAAAGGAAGAAAAAACGAAGGAAAUUACAGCUCGAGAGCAAGAACCUCGCCAAUGAAGGCGAAGCUGAGGCUAAGUGGUGGCAGUCCGCCAGAGAGGAGCUUUCUGUCGGUGUUCGAUUUCCAGUGAUCGAUCAACCAGUCCCUGAGGCGUUCUGCAUCCUUGCCGAUCUUGACACUUGGCAAGUGGGCCUGAUGUCCAACUGCAUGUCCCCCCAGAGUCCUCCUUUGCCCGUGGGCAUGUCCAGACUCGUGGCUAACAUGCUCGAGGCUUUCCACUACGUCUGGAGAAAAUAUCGCUCUCCAAUGCAAUGUGUCCAUCUCUUGGAAGGUAAACUCAGAGAGAUGUGGCUGCGCAGUGAGGCUCUAUCGGAGAUGCUGCUAACAGCUGAUGUCUGCGAGGCCAACAUUUCUAACCUAACAAAUGCUCUGGACUUGGACGCUGCGGACAUCCCGUUGUUGCUGGCCGUGGCGACGACGCACUCUCCACAGAUCACGCAGCGCUUUGGCCUGACGCUUGCUUGAUGAUGGACACAGUUGUACAUAUAUAAAAAGCGAGUCAUGAACGUGGGGUCUAACGUCAGGAAUUCUCCCAGCGUGGACGUUCCAGACCAUGUGAUCGGUCACGUAACCACCCAUGUGGUUUCCACGUGGUCGCCGGGAAAAAGUGUAAAGAGCUCCUCAAAGUAUUUCAAAAAGGUACUUCCUCCGAAAUUUGCGAUUUUCAGAGCGCGUUAUGCGGAGAUAUAUGUAUAUACGUGUAUGUAGAAUCCUGUUAACUGUAUCAACGGUAUAAGAAAUGCGGAACCAAAUAUUCUCUAGGGCACGGGGGGGGAUAAGUGAGAAAAUCGAGUAAUAAUCCGUCAACGGGGUUUCUCUAUACCUUAAGCUGUAUACGAUUCUUCUUUCUCUUUUGUAAAAUACAGUUUUGUCGUCACUACCGAA
This is a messenger RNA of Orussus abietinus, 3891 nucleotides long. Its product is annotated as folliculin-interacting protein 1. NCBI's taxonomy places the organism in Eukaryota, Metazoa, Arthropoda, Insecta, Hymenoptera, Orussidae. Bases 178 to 3471 code for a protein of 1097 amino acids. Gene Ontology annotation, molecular function: protein-folding chaperone binding; ATPase inhibitor activity. The transcript is spliced from 12 exons. Gene Ontology annotation, cellular component: cytoplasm. The record is from RefSeq and is a predicted model, not a curated record.